AGUUAGAUUUCACUCGGCUAAAAUUUACACUUUCGCUGGAAAUAAGCAAGCAGUAAAUCAAACAUGGAACGGCAAGAGAGCGUGUAUAACCUCAUACCCAAGAAUGAGGUUAAAGUGGAGAAACCACCAAGAUACGUGUCAAAAUUCAACGAGCGGGUUAAGCAGGAGAAGCAGAUGAACAAGUCUUCACACAAGACCAUGGGCCCACCAAAGGCAGUGAUUCCCUCACCGGAGAAGUUCCUGCGCAAGUACUCCAAGGGACCUAAGCCGACUGAUAAGAUGUCGACAUUCAAGGAAGAAAACAUAAAAAGGUUGGCGAUAUCGACCAGAUGUGACAAUACGUGGAUGCGCACACAGUCAAAAAAGGACUAUGUAAAGAGCAACGUUAUGGACAACAUCCUCUCACCACCAAGGAAACCACAGCCUUCUUAUGCAUUCACAAAGAAUGGAGAUAAACAGCUCCUGGAAAAUUCGGGUCUUGUGCCGAAAUAUGUGAACAAAAAGGACUACGGGCAGAUACCUGAGUAUCUAGAGCAGCGUAAUGUGGAGGAGAGGAGAGCCCAGGAGGAGUAUGACGAAUACGUCAAAGAGCGUCUGAGACAGGGAGCCAUGAAGCAGCUCUCAGACGAGGAGCGUCUGUCCACCCUUCAGGGGCUGAAGAAGAAUUUGGAGGAGAUGCACUACCAGUUCCAGUGUCUGUCCAUAGUGAUUGACACAAUCCCCAAGAGGAAUUACAAGGAGAGGCUGGAGUUGCAGAUGAAGCAGCUGGAGAGAGACAUUGACCUGUUUGAGAGGCACAAAACCAUCUACAUCGCAAACAACUGA
Molecule: messenger RNA, 825 nt
Organism: Conger conger (European conger)
Lineage: Eukaryota; Metazoa; Chordata; Actinopteri; Anguilliformes; Congridae
Product: enkurin-like
Exons: 5
Coding region: 64-825 (253 amino acids)
Cellular component (GO): acrosomal vesicle
Molecular function (GO): calmodulin binding
Source: RefSeq, a predicted model, not a curated record